Molecule: messenger RNA, 3594 nt
Organism: Gaeumannomyces tritici R3-111a-1
Lineage: Eukaryota; Fungi; Ascomycota; Sordariomycetes; Magnaporthales; Magnaporthaceae
Exons: 3
Coding region: 1-3528 (1175 amino acids)
Source: RefSeq, a predicted model, not a curated record
AUGGAGGACGACACGCGCCGGCUCAAGCUGGCGCCCUUUUCGACAAAGGAGAAAGUGGAGAUGCACGGCUUGUGGAAGCUCCAUGUCGAUCGCGCCGAGGCCGACCUUUGGGCGCUCCGAGAUAUGAAGUUUCUGGUGUACGACGACGAUAUCGACGAGGCUUCCGGAGCUGCGGAUGCUGUAGCAGGAUCGUGUUCUGAAAAGUCAAGCCCGCCGCGCCUCAGGGAUCCUCAUCCCGAGCCGGGACCAAGGGGCAGCUCCGGGGGUGGCGAUGGCCGUGAAGAAGAGGGUCAUGGCCGGGUGAUUCAAAUUGCGAGGGAUCUUCCUAUGGAGGAUGCCACCUCCUGGCCCAGCGACCCGCCAAGCCCAGAGUCUCCAGCAGGACACGAAGGGCACGCGGGCCCCUCAAGCGGCGCUUCUGCAGGACACCACAAGCUGUCCGCGGAAGACUUGAUUCGCAAGUGCAAGGUCUGCGCUAGAGUUCCCGAGUUUCCCAACAACAGAAAGACCCGCAAGUUUCGCCUUUUCAGGCCGACUGCCGAGUCCGAAUCUCCAGAGACCAUGGGAAUGCUCGACUACCACGACAUUUGCCGCCAUUACGUGGCCGUCUCGUACUGCUGGCCGGCGCCGCCGCCAGACGGUAUCGGGGCCGCUGGGGGGAGUACGCAGGUUAAGACCUGCCAAGUACGCGACCUUGACGGCUCGACUCGGGCCGCCCGCGCCCUGGAUGACGUCCUCGACCGCGCCGUCGAUUUUGCCAAUACCGUCGGCUUCCGUAUGAUUUGGAUCGACCAGGAAUGCCUCCCACAGCCCACCGAAGCGAGCCCUCGGGAGGAAAAAGAUUACCAGCGGAUCGGCGUUCGGGCUAUGGAUAUCGUUUAUCAAAGAGCGUUGGCAACGGCCGGCCUUCAUAACGGACUGGUGGAUAGCCAGGAGCAGUUGGACGCCAUCAACGCGCUGAUCAACCUUGAUCUACCAAACGGCGUUUCGCUUUCUACGAUUGGUGAUGUCACAUCGCCUGUUGCCGUAUUUCAUGUUGCCAGAUACUUGAAGACAGUGGUCAGCGAUCAAUGCUAUAAACGCGCCUGGGUCGUGCAGGAGGCCGUCAAUGCCGGAGCUCAACUUUUCCUGGUGUUCCGUAGGGCGCCGGGUAUUGUGGGCAGGUCGCGGUUCCGUGGACGACGUGCCAUCGGCCACAGAAGCCUGCCGCCCCACAGCCUAGACGGCCAGGAGCCCAAGAUGCCGUCCGAGGUUGUCGGCAUCAGCCUACUCGACUUCCACAAGCUCCUGCGGACCAUGAGGUCGCUGUGCGAUCGUAACAAAAUCACCACGCUCAAGCUCAUCCAGGGCCUUCGGAUGGCGGGAAUGGCCGAGGCUUCCAUCGGCGUUGCCGCUGUUUCUGAAGAUUUCUAUCGGCUUUUAGAAGCCGCCGAGGCCAUCCACUCUACCGUAACGCUCGAUGAAGACAUGUGGACAGACUGUCGCAUCGCAAUUCCCACCCUGUACGGCAACAACGGAAGAGCCGUCAGCGCCGCCACGGCAUUUGCCAUGCUCAGGACCCGCGAAUGCCGCGAUGCCCAGGACCGCAUAGCCAUUAUGGCCAACAUGUGCCGCUACGAGUUCCGUAUCGACCUUGACGCUGUAACAAAUUGCGGCUCCCUCCGCGCCGGAAUCCUGUCGCUCGCGCUCCUCAAUUCAGACUUUUCCCUGCUUGUGCCCGAGAUGUAUCCCUGCCCCAGGGAAAAGUUUAUAAGUGAUAGCUGCCAUGAUCCGGAAUGCAGCUGCGCCGUACGUUUCACCGGCGGCCUGUUCUCGCCCUUCGAUACACACCCCGGCGCGAUAUCUGAUUCGAAUCCGCAGUCUUUUAUUCGCUUCAGGCCAACGGUGUACAGAUACAGGCAACCCCCCACCAAGCUCCCGUCAAAUCCCGGCCUACCUUUGGCCGCACACAUAUGGACAGUUGACAAGGAGCUAAAUCUCAAAAUUCUCCGUGCCAAAUACAGCGAUAUAUGGAACAACUUGAAGGAUAUCAAGAUUGAGCCCGAUGCUGUCGAGGGUGAAACUGCGGGGGACUGGUCCAGGCGUGUGGGCCAGGCUGAACGACAAUUUGCGCACAAAGACAUCGACUUCAAAAACAGCCUUAAGGCGGAGCUCUUACGCCACAACAGCGUUCUGCCGAAAGAUUCUCUCUUAUGGGGCGACCUGACACCAGGUUCUGUGAAGUUCCAGCUUUAUUUCAAUACAGACAGAGUCGCAGGGGACUCGGAGAGUCAAAUGGACGUCGGCGGUAUUAUAUUCGGCAUCUUGCUCCAUCUGGCCACCCUCGAAGACCCAUAUGGCUACCAACUGGCCAACGGCAUUUGGCAGUCGCUACGUGUCGGCUUCUUACCUGGUUGGAAAGGGACGGAACGCCUCCCAGACAUCGUUUGCCAGGAGCUCUUCACCCACCCGGCCGUCCAGGCCGCCCCUUUCCAGACACUAAAGCUUGACAAGGACUCGAACAGUAGUCGCGGCGGCUACUACCAGACUUGGUUCGUAGAUCGCAUCAUGCAAAAGGGCACACUGUGGGCCGGGCGGUACACCCAGCCCAUUGUCGGCGAAGGCGCCGCAGCACCGCAGGAUCUAGAGGCGGAAUUCAUAAGGCGGAUGAAGAAUCUCCAAAGCAUCCUAAUCAACCCCGUGUCAUCAGCAGAAAAAGGAGAAGGCCCAGAGAUGUUUGAAGCGACCGCUUCCAAGAACAAGCCGGAUCUGCGGUUGCUGGAUUACAUAUCCAAGGGCAAGCCAUACAACUCGGACAAGCUCGCGCCAUCAGCAGACAAAGUAGAGGGCCCGCUAGAGAUGCCCAAGGAAAUGGCGACUAAGGCGAUGAUUCAUAGAAAGCAGUUCAAAGAGCGGUUGUCCCGGGAUAUGGCCAUAGGGUUCGCCUAUAUGUUCCCGGAAGACGAGCGAGAAGGGAUCAGGGUGAAUGCGAGCAACCUAGCGACAUUAAUGCACUCGAUGGAUAUUAUCAUAGGGGCCAUCAAGAACGAACGCGGCCGGGGCGGAUGGCGCCCCGCGGCGACGUUUGACGUCAACGGGCGCUGCACCGUGGCAACCCCGUACAAUCCCACCUGGGAGGUGCUUCCGCGGCCCGCGGUGCGGAGCAUGAGCACGUGCUGGGUGGUCGUGAAGGAGGAGCCCAGCGUGAGCGGGAACAGCGAUGAGGAGGGAAGAAGAGACGGGCAAGAAGCCAAAGGUGGCGGUGGCUUGGCAGGCGAUGACGCCGCCGCCGAGGAUGGGUUCAACAAGCAGGAGACGGGGCACGAGGACGAGGGCCAGUUGUCGGCAAAGGCGAGGGGAAAAAAGGUACAGAGAGGCUCAUCGGAAUCCGUGGCCGACGAGGCGACGACGGCGAGGCCGGGAAAUGGGGCCGGAUCGGGUGCCGGCAGCCCAGCUGGCUUGGAGUCGUGCCGCUACAGGGUUGUUCGAAAGGUCAAGGGGCUCUGGAAGUUGAUGGAUAUGCCCGAGCAGGUGCAUGAGUUUGUAUAGCAUGCGUACGACUAGAGACCUGAUUUGUUCAAACCGUUGACACACAGAAAUUCGAGCAACACUUGC